GAGCAAGACAAUGGAUCUGGUUGGAUAUAGUUGGCUUGCGCGGCCACGUACGAAAGAAGAGCGUGAAGCGGUCGAGCACUGAAGAAGGCAUCGUCACGAUGUCCACCAACGCAAAGAAAUCGGAUUCAACUGCGACUGCUGAAAAGGAUCAGAAGAAAGCAGGCGAUGCUCAGCAAAAACCAUCCUCUAGUUCUCAGCAGCAACCUUCGGAUGACAGCUCAAAACGCAAGGAACCCGAUAAACAAUCCAAGUACCGAGUGAUGUAUACCGCCAAGGACCCGCGCUAUCCAACCUACGUUAUCAUUGACAAACUCUACCUGCCCAUGGACGUGGACGUGAAAUCGUUCAGCUUUGCAGUGUCCUACAGGCCGUCAAAGGAUGACAUCAUCGUAAUCUCGUAUCCGAAGUGUGGAGGUGUCUGGGUGGCUCAGAUCGUCUACCUCUUGCUCAAUAACUGCAUUCCUCUUCAAGAUGGCGAUAGCUUCUCACGAGCCGUGCCUGUACUGGAACAGGAAGGUCAGACUCUAAUAAAAGACCGUGGCGGGGACCGAGAGCCGAAAGUGGUUCGUACUCACCUUCCGUAUCACAAGAUGCGCAUCAACCCGAUGGCCAAGUACAUCUACAUAACGCGCAAUCCAAAGGAUAGCUGCGUGGCCCUUUACGACUACAUUUUGGCCAACACUACCGUGUUUCGCUUCAAAGACGGCAAUUUCGAUAAUUUCUUCGAGUGGUUCAUUCGAGGGAAGGUAUGCUACAACGACUACUUCGCUCACAUCGUGCCCUAUUGGCUGCACCGCAAGGACUGUCACGUGCUCUUCUGCACCUACGAGAACAUGACGCUCGACCACAAGAGCCACAUCAUCAUGAUAGCAAACUUCAUCGGUGGCGUAGCAGGGACGAUGGUGAGGGAGCGCCACAUGCUGAAGAGGCUGAUCAGCAGAAGCUCAUUCGCCUUCAUGUACAAGAUGUAUAGGGACCACGCGCAGCUGGGAAAUAUGUCGAGAGGCCGGAUCGGAGAAUGGAAGAACUGGAUGACACCUGCGCAGGCAUCGCGCGUCGACCAAGAGUUCCACAAGCGAUUCGGCACGAGCGAGAUUGCAAACCUGUGGCGAUACAUCGUACGCUUUCCAAAGCCCGAGGAAAAGUAGACAGCCACGUUUGGACAGGGCAUACCGAAGAAGCGAAGUGAUGGCGGACGUGUUAUUUCAUUUCAGGCGUUUCUGAGAUGGGGAAGAAGUUUAGCCGCGUAUAUACUUGAUUUCCAAUAUGAUUAUGUUCCUACCUCAGUCCGCGCUAGCCUUCGAUGAAUUUCCGAUACAUAAAUUUACAUUGGAAUAAAAAACUGUCUUCACGUAC
This is a messenger RNA of Ornithodoros turicata, 1356 nucleotides long. RefSeq names its product sulfotransferase ssu-1-like. Gene Ontology annotation, cellular component: cytoplasm. Lineage: Eukaryota; Metazoa; Arthropoda; Arachnida; Ixodida; Argasidae. The record is from RefSeq and is a predicted model, not a curated record. Bases 99 to 1148 code for a protein of 349 amino acids. The transcript has 5 exons. Gene Ontology annotation, molecular function: sulfotransferase activity. Gene Ontology annotation, biological process: sulfation.